AAACAAUGGGCUUUUAUUGAAUGAAGAUUUUCAAGCAAAGAUCUUUAAAAAUUUUAACUUUUAUAUAAAAACCAUUGAUUUAAUUAUAUUAAUUGUUUUAAAAAGUGUUAUUAUAUGUUCUCGCGCGCAAUAUUUUCAAUAAUCGUAAUUAAUUUCACAUUGUUUAAGGAAUAUCGACAUGCCAUGAAGCAUUUCUAACCUUCAUUUUGGUAUUCUAUCAUUAACUUUUUAUGCAAGUGUAAACGUAUAUUCUUUCGAUAUAAUUAUUAAUAUAAAAAUGACUGUAUGGGAAAGAUUGCGAAAUCCUUGUGGUUGGAGAGCUGGAGCUAAACAAAUUUCAGUCGAUGCAAUGAUACCGAUAUUUGCAGUCCCAACAUUGGCAGUAAUAGCCGCACAAACAGUAUUAUGUACUGUAAUUAUAUUUGUCGCAACACCGAUAUUAGUAUAUUAUUUACAUCACAAUUUUCUGAGAUUUUUACUUCGUACUAAAUUUUUUCUAAUGUGGACUAUUACAAGUGUAAUCAUGUUAAUGUUAAUCUUUGAAAUUAGUGUUGUACCGUUAUUAGAGAUCUUGCUAGAAGAGAAUCUAGUGUUCAUAAUGUGUGUAGUGGGUGGUAUAUGGUGCGGCUACAUGACUAGAUUAAAUGCAGAUUCUGCAACUCAAGAAGCUACUUUAACCCAAGGAUUAGAAUUAGGUGAAGGAAGCGGAGAACUUUGUAUUACAUGUAGAAGAAGAGCACCUCCUAAAGCGCAUCAUUGUCGAAUGUGUCAGACAUGUAUUUUGAAUAGAGAAUAUCAUUGUAAAUGGUUGGAUUGCUGUAUAGGUUCAAGCAAUUUAAAAUGGUACUUGGGAUGUUUAUUCUUCUCAGCCAUAGCUUUUAUUUAUGGUUCGAAUUUAACCAUGACUAGUGUAUGCCAUCCAUUUAUACUUAUUGGCACUGUUCUUUUGCCAGAUGAUUGUAGUGAUGUAUAUUAUCAAUUAGACAUUGCCCUUUGCUUCAUUUCGGCACUCUACAGCCUACUUGUUGGAUUAGUGGUAGUUUGUUAUUUAAUAUAUCAUCUUUGGUUAAUCUACCUUGGUACAACAUCGAAUGAGCGACGUCUUCUGGAAGCUGGAAGUCCAUACGACCAUGGAAUGUUGAAAAAUGUAUCUCGUUUAUUUUGCUGCAAAACUUAGAUAUUAAAUAUAUACUAAAUUAAAAAAGUUACUUUGGAAGGUGAUACUUUUCAUUAAAUGCUAAAGAUAUUAGAAAAAUUGAAAUAAUAAGAUCACCAGACAGGCAUAGUGGUAUGUGAAAACAGAAAAUACAUAUUCAUAUUAAUUUCGACUUUAACAUACUUCAAUACUCAGCCUUGUCUUUAUCUUAUAUUAAUUAAAUAUUUUUAAACUAUUGCUCAUGAUAUUAAACUUAAUAAAAACAUAUCACGAUAUAAAAGCGCUGAUCUCAAUUAUAUUAUUAUAUUAUAGUUUUAAUUAUUUUUAUUUUGCUAUUACGCGCAUCAUUUGUAUAUUUAUUAUAACUGUGAUAAAAUGGCCAUUGUACUUAACUAAUGCAAUAUAUAAAUUAUAUUAAUUAUGUGUAAUAUAAGAUUUUGAACAUAAAUUAAGUAUGAUAUAAA
This is a messenger RNA of Apis florea (little honeybee), 1620 nucleotides long. It is a transcript of the gene GABPI, whose product is annotated as zinc finger DHHC-type palmitoyltransferase GABPI. Gene Ontology annotation, cellular component: Golgi apparatus; endoplasmic reticulum. Gene Ontology annotation, molecular function: protein-cysteine S-palmitoyltransferase activity. Lineage: Eukaryota; Metazoa; Arthropoda; Insecta; Hymenoptera; Apidae. Gene Ontology annotation, biological process: protein targeting to membrane; peptidyl-L-cysteine S-palmitoylation. The record is from RefSeq and is a predicted model, not a curated record.